AUGCCCACACAAGUUUCCUCCGAACUCGGGUUUUUAGCUCCCCCUGCAGCUGAGGGCCAAGCAGUGGGGGCAAUUUUAUCAGAACCAGAGCCCACAACGCAGACCACAGCACUCAAUCCCCGAACCUCCAACUGCAAGUCAGCCCUGGUCGGGAACCAUCCCGGCCUGUCAGCGUUCAGAACACUUCUGCCACCUACUGAGGGAAAGGUCUGGGACCAGGCUUUCGCAGAGUGCCAUCGUGUUGCCACAAGAAGCCCUAUUCCCCCCUAUGAAGACAUUAAAGGGGAACAAGAGCUGGUGCUAGAUUGCAUUGAACCAGACGUGGUGGAAGUGGGGGUUAGGAGAGUGGGGGUAGAAGACGAGGAAGAGCCCCAUCCAGUCGUGUCCUUACAGGGAGAGGGCCUGACAGGGGAACAGCAGAAAAAAAUGAACAGUCUUUUGGAUCGGUGGAGGAGCGUGUUUUCCCAACACGAAGAGGAUUUUGGCCGGACAAAUGCUGUAAAACACCAAAUCCCGACCGGCUCUGCCCCACCUAGCCGGGAGAGGUUGCCUCAGCUGGUCAUGGCAAGAACGGACAAUGUCAGCGUGGAAGACGGGGAGACUUGGCGAGAGCGCCAGGCCAAGGACCCAGAGCUCGUACAGAUACGGCAGUGGAAGGAGCAAGGGACCACAUGCCCAGAGGCAAGAGGCGAAAGAUCUUUGGCAGACCUACCACGAAAAGAUGGGCCACCCAAACAACGACCGGACCGUGGCAGCCCUCAGGCAGCGCUGUUACUGGCCAAGAAUGACUGA
This is a messenger RNA of Knipowitschia caucasica, 792 nucleotides long. The record is from the annotation of a GenBank genome assembly. NCBI's taxonomy places the organism in Eukaryota, Metazoa, Chordata, Actinopteri, Gobiiformes, Gobiidae.